AUGCUCGAACGAGUUCAACCAAGAGCCUGUCGGGCUCUGCUGACAGCUGCUCAGACGAGCACCGCAGUGCGGACCGCUCGUCAAGCAAGGAUCACCUCGAGCAGCGCCCCGACAUCACGAGACUGCCAUUUCGCCACAUGUCGGGCUCAUCGAGUCUUGGUACGAUCGACACCGUCUCCAGUCCAUCUCCAGCGACGACAUUUCCGCUUCGGUGCAGAAGACGCCGACCAACCAGGUCCGAGCCGCAGCCAGUCUCGCAAAGCAACACCAUUAGACGAGAUCACAAGACUCCGCGAGCUCAUCAACCGCGCCAACGCUACCAACUCGAAGCUCUCCAAGGAACGCACCCUCGCCGAAUACGAUGACCUCACACCCCUCCUUGCCUUCCUCUACGACCCAUACACCCGCUUCCAUGUCACCUCGACAAGCUUGCAUACGUACCUAAGGCAAAGGCGGCAGGACGAUCACUGGCAGAACAAACAGGCUCCUCUCGUGAGCGUUCCUUCAAAUCAAUCCAAGAACAAAACUCGGGCCGCGGCUCUGCGUGCUAAGCAGGAGGAGGAUGUACGAGAGCAAACGCCAGCUUCCCUGCUCGAGCUCUUCCAGCUAUUAGCCUCUCGGCAGAUCACCGGUCAUGAAGCCAUGGCUGUCGUACGCAACUUUCUUGACCAACACGGCAUCAUCGAGCAGCACGAUUACGCCCUGAAGCCGGCCGAUGAUGCAGAUGCAAAAUCGUCCGAUCUCUUCCGUCGGGGUCUGCUGCGCCCCACCUCACUCGAGAUCUUCUACAGAUGCCUGGAUCGCAAUCUCAAGGCUGGCUUUGGGGAGCGGAUAUUGCGUCAAGCAUUCGCUGGUAUCCCGUUGCCGCAACGGCAGUCGUGGCGCAAGGAAGAUCCUCGACAGAAGAACCGUACCGUCGAUCCCCUCACGUUGAUUCGACAGACUUUUGAUGUGGCGCUCGGCAAGCCAGUCACGAGGGACGAGCUACCUUCUUUGUUUGAGGACAAGGAAGCACCGGCAUGGUACGCGAGCAGGAAGCUGGACGGCGUUCGGUGUCUCUUUGUGGUCCGUCUCCAGCGAGAGGACGCUGCGUCAGCAGGCUGGAAGGUCAGCUCGAUCUUGGCCCUCUCGCGGAACGCUCGGCCCUUUACCGCGUUGUCUGUCUUGGAGAAGGAGCUCGCUCAGAAGCUGCCUGCGUUCCCAGGUCUGACAGACUUGCUCGCCUCCGCACACGAGAAUAGCGAUGAUAACUCCUCGACAGCAACGCUCAUCCUCGAUGGUGAAGUGUGCAUUCUCCGACCGGCAGAGCAGGCCUCCGAGUCGGCGGUCAAGCAGCUCGACGCAGCCUUAUCGGCUACCAGUCAGGACGCAACGGAGCACACCAUGGUGGAAGACUUUGCCGCCGUCGUAGGCCUCAUCAAGCGCCACAACUACACAAUCCGCGAGCCAGCCUUCUUUCCGUUCGACCUGCUUACCAUGGAAGAGUUCAGCCAGUGGCGGGAGAACACCACUGAAAGCAGCAAAGCACGAACAUUCGCACAGCGUCUGCAGCCUCUCGAAGCGCUCGUGUCGCACUUCGAAGCGGACGCGCGCGAGCAAGGCAAGCCGAGCAUCGUCCGUCGACUCUCGCAGAACCGCGUCACGUCGACGGACCAAGUGGAGCAGAUGCUGGCCACAGCCAGUCAGCGCGGGUGGGAAGGCAUCGUCCUCCGGCAAGACACGCCGUACGAGGGUAAGCGCAGCAAGGCGAUUCGCAAGUUCAAGGAGUGGAAGGACGCCGAGUACACAGUCCUAGCUAUCACCGUAGCGACCAUGCGUCUGCCCAUCGAUGGACGCUUCGAGGAGCGAGAGGCGAUGGCGAGCAUUCAGAUCGAGCACAGGGGGACGAAGGUGUCGGUCGGAUCAGGGUUCACGCCCGAGCAGAGGGUGCAGUUUGCCAAGGAACCGGAUGGGAUCGUGGGCAAGGUGGUGACGGUCGAGUACUUUGAUGAGUCAAAGACGAUGGGUUCGGCGAGCAACGGUGGGGUGAGACAGGAAGUGUACAGCCUGCGCUUCCCGCGUAUCAAACACAUCUGGGGCAAGGAGCGCGACGUCUGA
Molecule: messenger RNA, 2097 nt
Organism: Kalmanozyma brasiliensis GHG001
Lineage: Eukaryota; Fungi; Basidiomycota; Ustilaginomycetes; Ustilaginales
Product: DNA ligase, ATP-dependent, central
Exons: 1
Coding region: 1-2097 (698 amino acids)
Biological process (GO): DNA recombination; DNA repair
Molecular function (GO): ATP binding; DNA ligase (ATP) activity
Source: RefSeq, a predicted model, not a curated record